This is a messenger RNA of Brassica oleracea var. oleracea, 1716 nucleotides long. RefSeq names its product zinc finger protein MAGPIE. The record is from RefSeq and is a predicted model, not a curated record. The transcript has 3 exons. Lineage: Eukaryota; Viridiplantae; Streptophyta; Magnoliopsida; Brassicales; Brassicaceae. Gene Ontology annotation, molecular function: DNA-binding transcription factor activity. The coding region runs from base 182 to 1621 and encodes 479 amino acids. Gene Ontology annotation, cellular component: nucleus.
UGUCUAUAUAAGUAUGCAACCAACAUAACUUCUCUUUUGUAUUUUCCUCUCGUUCGCAUUUACAUCUGAUUCUAAGUGUUUAUAGUUUUUCUCUCUCUUAAUUAUCCUUUCACCCCCAUCUCUAAUCUUAAGGCUUCUCUUUUUGUAUCUCUUCCAACAAAACUUUGGUCCAGAAGAAGUCAUGACAGCUGAGGAUCGGACAAUUUCAAGUAGUGGAGGAUAUGUCCAAAGCUCAUCAACAACUGGUCAUGUUGAUCAUCAUCAUGAGCUUGAAUCCUUUAAUCCUCCUCCUGCUAAGAAGAAAAGAAACCUCCCUGGAAACCCUGAUCCAGAAGCCGAAGUCAUAGCUCUAUCCCCAACGACGCUUAUGGCCACAAACCGCUUCCUCUGUGAGAUAUGUAGAAAAGGUUUCCAAAGAGACCAGAAUCUACAGCUUCACCGUCGAGGACACAACCUCCCAUGGAAACUAAAGCAGAGGACCACCAAAGAAGUACGGAAACGAGUGUAUGUGUGUCCAGAGAAGAGUUGCGUUCAUCACCAUCCGACAAGGGCACUAGGUGACCUUACAGGAAUCAAGAAACAUUUUUGUCGGAAACAUGGAGAGAAGAAGUGGAAGUGCGAGAAAUGCUCCAAGAGAUAUGCAGUUCAAUCCGAUUGGAAGGCUCAUUCAAAGACCUGUGGGACUAGAGAGUAUAGAUGUGACUGUGGUACAAUUUUCUCCAGGAGAGACAGCUUUAUCACGCAUAGAGCAUUUUGCGACGCCUUAGCAGAAGAAACCGCUAGGCUAAACGCAGCUUCUCAUCUCAAAAGCCUUACCAGUAAUAACCUAAACUACCAUUAUCUCAUGGGCACACUUAUACCAUCACCACCACCAUUUCCAUUCGGACCACCACAGCCACUGCAACAGCACCACUUCCCUAUAACGACCAACACUUUCGAUCAUCAUCAUCAUGACGUCAUGAAACCUGCUUCUUCGCUCUCCCUAUGGAUGGGAGGAAACAACAAUCAUCAUCAAGUGACCGUAGACGAAGGUAUCGCACCGCAAGAGGAUUACAAUUGGGUUUUCGGGAACGCAAAUAAUCGCGGCGAGUUAAUAACGACUAGCGAUUCACUUAUCACUCAUGAAAAUAUCAACAUAGUUUCGAGUAAGGAAAACGCAAACGCGGCUACUUCACUUUCCGUGCCUUCUCUUUUUAGCAGCGUCGACCACAUCACACAAGACGCAAACGCAGCUUCCUCGGCGGUUGCGAACAUGUCAGCAACUGCAUUACUUCAAAAAGCGGCUCAGAUGGGCGUGACUUCUUCUACUCCGACGACGAUCACCACCAAACAAUCCACGUUUCAUCAGACUGUAGAAGAAGGUGGCAGCGAUAAGUUCUUCGCUUUGUUUGGACCGAACAGCGUCGGUUUAAUGAGUAACAAUGGUCUUCAACACGAGAUCGAGAACCCUAGAAGUGGCGUUACGGUAGCCUCGGGGAUUGAUGAGUUACAAAACUACCCCUUGAAACGUAGAAGAGUUGAGAGUGUGGAUGCAGGAGGAGGAGGGCAAACUCGAGAUUUCCUAGGAGUUGGUGUACAAACAAUGUGCCAUCAUUCAUCCUCUAUCAAUGGAUGGAUUUGAAACACUUGUAAUGAAUUUGCUUUUUUGAAUUUUUUCAAGCAGUCAAGAGCUUAUAAAAGCUGUUAUUUCGUUCAUUAAUUCAAAGAUUUUAGAUA